AUGAUCCUAAAAGAAGGCCAACCCACAUCCCCUCCAAAGUGCGUCAAGGGAGUCCUUGCCGGCAGAGCCAAGAUUUGCUUUGGGAGGAAUUUUGAGAGUUCUCUAGCCGUGCAACAAGUAGUGGAGACAAAACCCCCAGCCCAGAGAGAGCGCCAGGUAACAGAUAAGCCACCCCCCGCCCCCGCCCCGGAAAGCUGCGGAUUCGGCUGGGCGCUUCAAGCGGGCGCCCGCACUAACAACGCCGCAGGCGCCUGCAUCAGAGUAAUAACAACCCUGCAAGAGUCUCCUGUGCCUCUGACUCUUUCCGCUCUUUUUCUGCUCCGGGGCGCGUUUCCUUCGAGCCGCUCGCGAGCCUUUGGCCUGCGUUUCACCCUCACCCGCCCAAUCAUCUCCAAAAAAUGCAGUACGGUCCCAAAAAAGAGCCGCGCCUUGGGGGAGGUGGGGGUGUUGGAGAGGCUGCGGAAGAUGACUGGAUACCCAGGGUUCUUAGCUGGGCUCCUGCGGCGAAGCCUGCACCAGGGACCGAGCGCAGCACACUGA
Rangifer tarandus platyrhynchus (Svalbard reindeer) is the source of this 540-nucleotide messenger RNA. The record is from the annotation of a GenBank genome assembly. Lineage: Eukaryota; Metazoa; Chordata; Mammalia; Artiodactyla; Cervidae.